Amphibalanus amphitrite is the source of this 849-nucleotide messenger RNA. Its product is annotated as endocuticle structural glycoprotein SgAbd-2-like. The record is from RefSeq and is a predicted model, not a curated record. The coding region runs from base 69 to 425 and encodes 118 amino acids. NCBI's taxonomy places the organism in Eukaryota, Metazoa, Arthropoda, Thecostraca, Balanomorpha, Balanidae. Gene Ontology annotation, molecular function: structural constituent of chitin-based larval cuticle. Gene Ontology annotation, cellular component: chitin-based extracellular matrix. The transcript is spliced from 4 exons.
CCGUGCCCGGGGCACUCACACACACUGCCUGAGAAGCUCUCCCGCCGGCCACGCCCGACGCUGCUGCCAUGAGUCUGAUUGCAUUUGUUGCCCUGGUGGCGCUGGCGGCCGCGGCUCCGCAGGGCGAGAGACCAGCCACCACGUCGGUACCGAUCCUCGAGUACGUCAACCAGUUCGGCGGAGACGGAAACUACCAGUUCAGGUUCAAGACGGGUAACGAGAUCAACCGUGAGGAGGAGGGUGCCCUGAAGGACGUGGUCGUGAAAAAUGACAACGGUCAGGAGGAGGUGAAACGCGUGAACGUGGUGCGAGGAGUCAUCCGCUACCCCAAGGACGACGGCACGUUCUACGAGCUCAGCUACAUCGCCGACGAGCUGGGCUUUCGGCCGGUCAGUUCGGAUAUCCCUUCGGCGCCCCUGCCGUGAGACCCGGCGCCCGUGCCCUGAGACCCGGCGCCCCUGCCCUGAGACCCGGCGCCCCUGCCGUGAGACCCGCGCGGCGCCCCUGCCGUGAGACCCGGCGCCCCUGCCGUGAGACCCGGCGCCCCUGCCCUGAGACCCGGCGCCCCUGCCAGGAGUACCGGUGCUGUUCCCGACUCUGAGGUGGCCGGUGACACUGAUCAGGCGUCGGCCUUGGCAGUGACUCGGACUGUCAGUCGUCAGUUCGGGCCAGCCAUGGUGCUACUCGGUAGAAGGAAUGUGUGGGGCUGUCUGUGCUCUGGCGACUUGUGAAAUACGUCAUUAGUUUGUUAUUUUGUUGCGUCUUAUGUUUUAUGGUCAUCGAUUUGUAAGCCAUGCCGGUUUGUUUCCUAAUGCGUCGAAUGAUAAAUACAUGGACUAUCGGAAGAUA